AUGGCGACCCUCACUGUAUCUGAGAAGCCCAAGGAAUGCGAUGCACGCCCGGUCCCUGCGGAUAUGGUCGACCUAGAGCCCGUGACGGAGAAAGGUUUCGCUAAUCCUACUAAAUUCUCGACGAAACGAAAACUUCAUAUCGUGCUCGCCGGCAUUCACUUCGUGUUCAACAGCUCGUUGGGGUCCUCUCUUCCCUCCGGUGCCCACGAUGCUCUGGCUGAGUAUUUCGACAUUCCCAGCGACAGCCUGAAGAUGGUUCUUCCGACGUCGUUGUAUAUGGCCGGCUUCGCCAUCGGGCCCGUUAUCUUUGGUCCGAUGAGCGAGUACUUUGGUCGGAGAUCGGUAUUACUCACCACGUUCACCAUGUAUCUCAUCUUCACCAUGGCCUGCGCAUUGGCGCCCAAUUUCCCGGCACUGUUGAUCUUCCGGUUUCUUUGCGGACUGGGAGGGUCGGCGCCCAAUGCCGUCCUGGGCGGCCUGUACUCGGACAUCUACGACAACCCGCACCAGCGCGGCGUGGUGAUGGGCUGGUUCAUGUUCGCAACGACGUUCCCGCCUCUUCUGGGGCCUAUCAUCUCGGGUUUCGUGUCGACCGUCUCGUGGAGAUGGACCUUUUGGGCAGGACUCAUCAUCGCAGGCGUGGGAUAUCCGCUUCUAGUCACCAUGCCGGAGACGUACAUGCCUGUGUUAAUUCAGCGGUACGAGAAAUCUCUGCUGCGCGAUGAGGAGAAGUUGUCGGCAUGGGAGGAGAUCCGUGUGCAGACGCACGAGUUCUCGCAGAAGAUGGGCUCGGUGUUGAGCCGGCCGUUCGUUAUGAUCACGCGAGAGCCGAUCGUGUUCUGCUGCUCGUUGUAUCUUGCCCUGAUCUACUCCAUCCUGUACCUGUACUUUCAGGCAUACCCGAUUGUGUUCCAGCAACUCUACGGUCUAUCAGCCGGUAUCACCGGACUCGGCUUCCUCCCUAUCCUCCCCGGCUCGAUCCUCGCCUUCAGCGCCUUCGUCCUCUACUCAAAACACCACACCAAAGCCACCCUCCAAGGCAAAUCCUGGACCCUCGUCGAAGAAUACCGCCGCCUCCCGCUCGCCUGCCUCGGCGCACCCACCAUCCCCAUCGCCCUCUUCUGGCUCGGCUGGUCCGCCCGCCUCUCCAUCCACCCCGUCAUGCCCAUGAUGUCCGGCGUGUUCUUCGGCUUCGGCUACCUCCUCAUCUUCAUGGCUCUGAUCAACUACCUCACCGACGCGUAUAAACAGUUCUCGGCCUCCGCUGCCGCCGCGGCGAGUACGCUGCGGUCUAUCUUCGCUGUGUGUUUGCCGCUUGCGACGACGCCGAUGUAUACCAAGUUGGGUAUUGAUUGGGCGAGUUCCCUGUUGGGGUUCUUUGCGAUUGCGGUGGCGGUGAUCCCGUUUGUUUUUAUUCGCUAUGGGGAGUGGAUUCGCGGGAGGAGUAAGUUUGCGCAGGCGGCGGCGAAGGGGGAGGUUGAUUUUAGGAAGGGUUGA
This is a messenger RNA of Aspergillus melleus, 1497 nucleotides long. RefSeq names its product MFS transporter. The transcript is spliced from 4 exons. Gene Ontology annotation, biological process: transmembrane transport. The record is from RefSeq and is a predicted model, not a curated record. Bases 1 to 1497 code for a protein of 498 amino acids. NCBI's taxonomy places the organism in Eukaryota, Fungi, Ascomycota, Eurotiomycetes, Eurotiales, Aspergillaceae. Gene Ontology annotation, molecular function: transmembrane transporter activity.